UCAUAAACUGAGGAUACUCAGAAGGAGCUUCAACAUAAAGAAGAAAACGGCGAGAGAAACCAACUCACGUACCAUUUGUUCUGAGGACCUGGGAGGCCUGUUUGCUUUACUCAAAAUCCAGUUGUGCGGUCAUAAAGAAAUAUUGUGGUUCAUCAUCAGAAAAAUCGGAAACUAAAGAAAAGCUGUAAACAAGCCUGUGGUAAAGUAGCAAAGACUGUUUCGAGUGAUGGAAAGAGUCAACUUAUAGGUGACGGGUUGAUCUUAAUCAAAAAAUCAUGGCUGCCACUUAUCAGCGCUCCUAUAUCGGUGGUUCGAUGGGUCGCCAAGACUAUUUCAGUUUCGUACCACCGCCUCAAGCCCGGGCAGCGCCGGCUCGUACUCUAAUUGCUGUAUGUGACUCGGUGUAGUUCCUCUUAGAGUACUAGUACCGAAGGUGUAGUUCUUCUAGCACAAAGGCUGGCUUGUUGGAGCGACACUUUUCACUCUUUGAGCUUGCAAGAACGGAGCUGUUGGGGAGCAUCUCAUCUCACUCUCUAGAAAUAGGACCCUACUAUGUUUGUUGUAAGUGUAACAACUUAUACUUGCACACCCGUAGACAAUAAUCUACUGGGUAUAUCAUCAUCAUCAUAGGUGCCACAUUCCAGCCGAUACAGCUUGCGGCACAGCAGCAGACGCGCAGUUGGGUACCUGCGGUUGGCGCACCACAGGAACAGGCAGGUUCGAAUGAGGAUGAAUUGCCCAAGGUUCCUCUCUGGUGCGGCAUUGAUAUCGGAGCAGACAAUGCAUUGGAGAUCGUUCAUCAGGGUGUGAUGAGUUAUGUUUUAAUUUUUGUUUUUUGAGAUUGAUUGUCAGUGGUGUUAGAAGUUUAUUCCCCUUCGGCUGUACUGUAUCUAUUAUUCGGCACAGUAGUCCUAGUCCAUUUUCUAGUCCACGAGAGAUUCCUUCUAAGUAACUAGAUUACAACUGAGCACAACGAACCUGCUUUCAUAUUUCCGAUGAGAACCUGAAGAGCCUUGCUAUGAUAAAAAAGGCAUUGGAGGACUUUGGCAACACGCAAGUCCGCUUUAAACGCGAAGAGCAAGGAGCCGUAGCGAGGACGAGCGAGGCGCGAGUUAGUAGGCAAUCAGCAGGAGUCGCAGAACCAGCGUCAUUAAGGGUUACCACAUUGCAUUCUUCAGUACCAUCUUUGACUUUUUUUCCAGGAGGAAAAGGGUCAGGGAUAAUCUGAAGAUAGUACAGUUCACGCAACCUCUAAUGUCAGUGCCAGCGUCUUCAGAUCUACCGUCUACAAAACCGCUACCGCAACUGUCGUAUUGUUCUUGUCUUGUGAUUCAUAUGCUAGAUUAUUGCUGAAGAAUAGAGGAGCCCAGCUUUUGGAUGUUGCCAUAAGGCUACACGCAAAGACAAGAUGGAUACAACGAUCAAAUUAGAUCCUAGUUUCUAUUUUUCCCAUUCAAGAAGGGCUUUCAUCUACAAUCUACAUUUUUUUUUCCAAAGCCAGCAUGUACAUACAAUCUACUUCCAAAGCCAGCAUGUGCAUCGCAUAGUGUAUUUUGAUCCGGAGGGCCUUCUUGCGAUGCAGGACAACAAGCUUGUCGGGACUGGGGAAAGCAAUUUGCAGCAGUUACGACGUCUACAGUCUGCCCUCGGUGCGAACAGUCGACUAGUCCUGUGCUUUUCGGAUGGUACUUACAAUCGUAGUUCUCUUGAGAAAUACUUUCAAUUAUGAAUCCUAUGUAUCGCAUUGCGUUGAAAGAACUAGCAUUUGUAAAUUAGUAUGGUUUCAUCUCUAAGUAGAAAUCCUGACUUUAUUGAAGAGUCCUCUUCGGCUUACCUUAUUACUCAUACGGUUUUUCUCAAAAGAAACAUCAGUUCCUUCCACAAGGAAAACGCAAUCACAAAGUAGUUAUUUGUAAAUAUGGUUUCUCUCUUCAGCACAACUAGUAACAACAACAUCUGCUCCCACCCAUAACACUACCAUUAGCCAUGCGACGCAGCAAGGGUGAGGAAAUGUACGUGAGCUUGCUGAGCGACCGCAAGAUCCGGGUUGAUGAGAUAGUCCAGCCUGCCGAAGCCAGCUUCGAUAUAAGCAGGAUAAGAGGAGAAACGCUAGAGGAAAGGCAACAAAAGUUUGCGAUCGAACGCAUGAAACGAAACCGCUGUGCCGAAAUUUCAGCGCAUUUAAGCGGAGUGGCGAAAGGUUCCUUAAACAACUUUUAGGUUGGAUUUCACGAUCUUCAAAGUGGGUUUUGUUGAACAAAGAAAAAUUUUUGAAUCGCUAUCAAAGAACAAAGGUGAUCUCUCAACAACAAAGCAGGUACUUAACAUGAACAACUCAAAAAAGGUACCAACAACGCGAAUGUUCAGUUCGUAAUCCUGCAGACUUGGGGUGGAAAGCUAACCUUUGGCUUCGUUGACACGCUCCCUUCACGCGAACUCGCGGCGCGCCUGAUCCAGCCUAAGGAUUUCUACAUUGACGCCGAUGCGGUUGUUUCCAUGUUUAGGGCCUCUGGGUAGAAGAAGUGUGUCAUUGACGCCGAUGCGGUUGUUUCCACGUUUAGGGCCUGUAGCUAGAGGUGUGACGAAGUUGUUGGUACACUCUGCUUGAGCUUUAAGUAUCAGAAAGAAGUGUGAUUGAAAUUACACACCUCUGCUUUCUCCUGCACCUUGACGAAUUGUGAGUGUGAGGGAAGCGUCGCAUGUUCAUGUCCCUCCUGCUCAACUUGCCCCUCAAGCAUAAAGUCAGCGGUUACAGACAGUGCGGAACAACUUCUAACACAAACAUACAUUACGCACCUCUAGCUGGCAGACAUUUUUUGCUAUCCUCUCCGUAGUGAAUCAAUGCUAAUUUUUGAGAUUUGAGAAUCAAUUGAGUGCCUCAGAAGGGGAGGACGUGUCAUAGGGAGGACUGUGGUGAGGAGGCCAUGUCACAUGGACCCGACUCUGAUGAUAUCGUUCUUGGUCGAGGAUGUUUUUUUUCCGACGAAUGUUGACAUGGUGAAAAAAUAUGACAGCGCUAGACUUUGCCGAUUGUAUUCAACUCACUAACAAGUGGGAGUGCGAGAGAAGUGCAGAUGAUCUAGCUGCUGAGAGUUACGUAUAAUGAGUGUUAUCGGAAAUUAGACCGUAUGGUUCUCCAUUCGUGGCGAUGAAGAUGAAAAUCCUUCACGAGAUCACGAGAUCAUAAGAUCGCUCCUUCCACGACCCGUACAAGAUCAAGAUCCCACUAGGUACACUGAGCAAAAGAAGCCUAUUGUGCGUGUUCACUGGAGGAGCAUGGAGACACCCCAUCUUCAUAUUAUCCGACAUCGUGGUCAGGGAAAUCGUCAGGGAAAUCUUAGACAGACUGCCGAAUUGAUUCACGCCGUCGCUAUUUUCUGACCUAGCGCGUAGACAGCGACAGCCAAGCAGUGGAAGGAAAUUCAUGAGCGACCAAAAAGAUCAUGACUGCAGUGCUUUGCAGUACUACAGUACUACUAGUCUACAGUCUAGUACUAUAGUCUUCUACAGUCUAGUGCAGUCCAGAGAAAAUGGAGAACGGAAGCUCUAAAUCUCUCUCCUUGAUGGAAAGGCUUUACUAGGUUCAUCUUGCGAUCAUUCGCUUGAUAUUACCUUGCUUGCCGAUGUGAUUUCUUCCUAUUUCAAAAAACAACUCAUGUGGAACAUGUCAAAAACUCAAACAAUGCAUUCAGCCCAUUCUUAGCUGUGCAGGAGUAAAGACACUGGAAGCACUUAGCGCGUCGCUCAGAGGAGUAGAGCUACCGGAACAUAGUGCUCAAAAUCAUCCCAAGCAAGUCGAGG
Amoebophrya sp. A25 is the source of this 3801-nucleotide messenger RNA. Lineage: Eukaryota; Dinophyceae; Syndiniales; Amoebophryaceae. The record is from the annotation of a GenBank genome assembly.